UCCUAAUCUGGCCUUAUCCACAUUACCUAAGCACCCCAUUACAUCAGCGGUCCAGCUGAUUUCUCCGCUUUCUUGCGCCAGCAGCUGUGAUAUCUGUGUACCCUGCAUCACUGCGCAGAGAACGCUGUGCUCUGUGAUAGCUCUCAUCCAGAGAACCACAGGGGACCGGAUGAUCAGCUCGUCCUACUGUUGCUCCGUCAAGGGGUAACAUUCCCAUGCCACCCAUGGAUUCCCUCCCGCAUAGCUCGGGCGGGAACCAUUAUCCCAGCAUUCCGACCCAUUCCCGCGCGCCCACUUCCCUGCGCUGCUGCUGUGGUCGGGAUGACUGUGCCCUGCUCGAACACAAUAAUGUUGCUCUCGAGGGCCUCGAGAAGGACCUUGAAACAGCCGCAAAAUUAGGUCAGGCCCUGCUCCAUCGCCAUGAAAGUUAUAUGGCUGAGGCGGAAGAAGACCGCCAGCGCUUGGUUGACAAUGUCGAUUUGCUUGAGCGCGAAAAGCGCGAAGUCCAAGCUGAAAAUGCGCGUAUCAUCGAGGAAAACCGCAGCCUUCUUGAACAGCUUGAUGGAUUGAAUAAGAAUGUCGCCGAGUCGGACGAUCAUAUUCAAUCGCUGACUCUCACCUUGGAAAGGACGCAGGCUGAGCUGCGCAGGUUGACUGUUGCUGCAUCGCGCGCUGGAGAGCUCGAGAUGCAGUUGGCUAUUAUUGAAAGCGAACAGUCGAAACUACAGGAAAGCCUCAUAUCUGCCCAGGAGGAUGAGAAGUCCGCCGUGCAGCGUUGGCGCAAUGCCGAGAAUACGUUGCGUGGUCUUAACGACCAGGUCGAGCGCAUUGAGACCGAGGCUCGGCAGGAACGUGAACGCCACGAGGAAAUCGUUCAGCGGAUGGAGCGCAAGCGCAACGUGGAACGGGAGCUUGAUAAUGCUGCUAUUCGAUUGAAAGGUGCCGCCGCAGCCUCCGAACUUGGCCGUCACUCUGGUACGAAUGUGGUUUCACGCUUUGUCAAGGAUAUAUUGGAAGACAAUGCGCACCUACAGGUCGGUAUCACCGAGCUGCGUGAGAUGCUUGAGAGCUCCAACCAGGAAGUGCAGAACCUGCGGGAUCAGAUCCUCUAUCACCAGCCGCUGGACGGCGUGGAUGAAGAGGGAAAUAGCGAAUCCACUAUAACUGCGACACUGUCCGAAGAACUUGAGGCAAAAGAACGUCGUGUCUCGCAAGAAUUCCACAUCCACCACCAUUACCACACCCCAACAUCGUCGCGCAAGGACAAGGGCUCUCUCAAUCGUCGUGUUAAAAAGAAACGGCCUGCCCUGGGAAGUCCUGUCGCAAUGCACUCUGCCAUUGGAACUCACUCCCCUCGGCGGUCUAUCCAUCGCUCCCAGUCAUCGGGAUCGUCCAUGAAUACUAUUCUAUCACACACUUCCGUCUCUAUCCCACCGCCCGCCUCACGUCGAUGGUCACUCCAGUCACCUCCAGCAGAUUCAUUGGCCAGCUCUCCGCGAUCUGCGUUCCGUACCUCCUCCAUAUUUGAUCGACCUGAGCGUGGCUACGAUUUCUCUCAACCGACCAGCCCCGAUAGCACCGUCUUCUCCUCCCCUCUCAUGGAGCACCAUACCAAGGGCUUUGAUUUGCCCACCAGGUCUAUGGGUGGGUUCGACGAUUUUGAUCAACUGCCCAUGAACGACUCUUCUGGCUACUUCAACGAGGACCAUUACGACCGACCCGGCUUCUUGGACCUAUGCGAUGGCGCCAAAGCUCACCCCGCCAUUCCAGAAGAAUCAGAACCCUCAUCAUCUGUACUAUACUCUCAGUCUAUCACAAACGACCCGUCGGCCACCUCAGAGGAUAUCACGGGCUUGAAUAUGCCAUACACACCGUCUCUUCGCAAGUCGGCGUCCCACGACAGCCUCCUCUCUGUAGCUGGCAUGGACAUCCACACUCCAAUCAACCGUCAAGCCCGUAUGGGUGUUUGGCAUCCGGGCAUCCGGAUUCCCCAACGCCUCAUGUCUCCUAGCGUUGAGCUAGUAUCCACACCCCCGAUCAUAUCGGCCCCCACCAUCACAGCCGAUCGAGCCAAGGUUCACGGGGCAUCAUCUCGCUCUCUCCUUGCCUCUGUGGCCGCAAGUGCAGGGAACAGCCUUCCGUCGGACUCUGCAUCAGUCGUCUCAGCAGGAAGUUCCAGCACUGCCUCCACCGCAACACCGGGCUCUCGCAAGUCUUCCGCUUUGGGCCGCUGGGUCUUAGGCCGCUGGGGCAUGGCUGCUGUCCCAGAGACUAGGGAUCCCGAGUGCGAAGACCGCAUUGCUGCGAUUGAAUCGGCCUUGGUCCCAGACCCUCCAACGCCAGAGUCAACGCCUAUGCUCCAACCUCCCAAGGCGCCAGCUCCAGAUCUUACUUCAUCACUGCGCUUCAGGUUCCCGGGUGUAAACCAAAAGGGUUUAAUCAUGGGUCUCCGCCCUCCACCCCCAGCCCCAAUCGUCGUUCAAGUAGAGGGAAUUGAUGAGAGUCUCUUGCAAGAGAGUCUUGCUGAGAGCGGCGAUAACAGCUGA
This is a messenger RNA of Penicillium pulvis, 2546 nucleotides long. RefSeq lists its product as uncharacterized. The record is from RefSeq and is a predicted model, not a curated record. The transcript is spliced from 2 exons. Lineage: Eukaryota; Fungi; Ascomycota; Eurotiomycetes; Eurotiales; Aspergillaceae. The coding region runs from base 216 to 2546 and encodes 776 amino acids.